AUGGGUCGCCGAUCAAUAAAUACCACUAAAAGUGGUAAAUAUAUGAACCCUACGGAUCAAGCCAGGAAAGAGGCAAGAAAAAAGGAAUUGAAAAAAAAUAAACGGCAAAGACAGAUGGUGCGUGCCGCUGUACUGAAAAUGAAAGAUCCAACACAAAUCUUGGAAGAGCUGCAGAAAAUAGAUGAAAUGGAAUACAAUGUACUACAACCAUCCCCUUUAAACGAAAAGGUUUUAAGAGAAAAGAGGAAAAAAUUGAGAGAGACAUAUGACAGAGUCCUCAAGAUGUAUGACAAAGAUGAUCCAGAAAAAUGGGUGGAAUUGAAACGUCAGGAAAUGGAAUAUGAGAAAGGGAGGACACAUUUAAUAUCUUUUUAUGAAUCUGUGAAGCAUGCCCAAUCUGUGCAAGUUGACGAUAUUCCUUUGCCUACAUUACAAAUACCAGAGAAUUUAAUAUACAGCAGUGUACCUUCACAAAUACCCUUACCCUUGGACUCGGCGCACCCUAAUGUACCCCCGCCAACUGCAGUCAAGCCUAUAUUGAAAAAGGAUUCAGCUUAUAAAGAGAAACCAUCUGGUGCUGAACCUCCAGGCGUCCCACCGGGACCACCUGUGAACUAUCAGUUGUUGUUAGCUCAGGAACCCACUAAUGAUCAUCAUAAAGAAAAGAAGAGCCUCAGGUUUUCUGACAUGCCAGAUGAAGGGCCGCCAGGAGAUUACGAAAUACCGCCUAUUCAAAUAAAACCUCCACCUCCAGUGCUCCCUUCAGUGCACCCUUCAGUACUCCCUCAAGUACAUCCACCAGUACACCCACCAGUGCACCCGCCUGUACCAGAGAACAUUGACGGUGAAGUCGUGGAAGAACCAGAGAGUUCUGGAGUACAUAACAACGGUACAACCAACGGUGCUCAUUCUGCGACUCCAGCUACAGCUCCCAAACCUACGUCGUUACAGCAGCGUAUGUUGGCAUUAUCCGGUCAGAAUAUCGACGACUUCAUGAAGGAGAUGGAAGAGGUGCACAGAAAGAGAGAAAGAGAUAGAGCUGCGGAUUUGAAUGCGAGGUUGAGUGCGCUGAAGCGUACGGGCGGAGCGCGCGACAGCGACUCGGACAGCGACUCGGAGGCGCACCACGCGCACUCCGCGCACGGACACGCCGACUUCGGCCUCGAGCCGCCCGGCGCAGAGAUCAGGCAAAUGCCGCCGCCCUUACUGCCUCCAGGUCUUCGUCCACCUCCACUACGAGCGCCGAUAGCUCCGCCGAUGCGGCUAGUACCUCCAGGACCUCCAGGACCCCCAGGCCCGCCCCCAGGCCACCCUGGGCCCCCACCAGGACCGCCGGGACCUCCUCUGGGUCCCCCAGGCCUCGCAGCCGCUCGUGCUAUGGUGAGACCUCCUGGCCCUCCUCCAGGAGCGCCUCCCCGACUGUUAAGACCGAUAGUACCUCCGCCGCCGCCUAAACCAAUCCAACCUCAAGUAUCUGUGCUGACGGCAGCUCCUCAGCUCAUAACCAAGAAGGAUGCUCCUCAAGGUGCAACUAUAAGUGCCAAGCCACAAAUACGGAAUCUCUCCGCGGACGUCACAAGAUUCGUGCCAUCAGCGUUGCGAGUCAAAAGAGAAGACAAAAAGUCUAAACCGGGAAUCAAAACUGGGACUAUACAAAGGCCGGCUGAUGUUCCUAAACAAACACCCAGCAAGGACGACGCUUAUAUGCAGUUUAUGAAAGAAAUGGAAGGACUGUUAUAG
Molecule: messenger RNA, 1740 nt
Organism: Arctia plantaginis
Lineage: Eukaryota; Metazoa; Arthropoda; Insecta; Lepidoptera; Erebidae
Source: the annotation of a GenBank genome assembly